This is a messenger RNA of Capra hircus (goat), 2543 nucleotides long. RefSeq names its product ring finger protein 182 (gene RNF182). The transcript has 3 exons. Lineage: Eukaryota; Metazoa; Chordata; Mammalia; Artiodactyla; Bovidae. The coding region runs from base 408 to 1157 and encodes 249 amino acids. The record is from RefSeq and is a predicted model, not a curated record.
CCGCCCGCCGCCGCCGCCGCUCACACACCCGCUGCCGCGGCCGCCCGCGGGUCAGAAAGAAAACACUUGUGCUGGCUGCAUUUCCUGGGAUGUGACCCGACCUCAAGGCUGUCAGCCGGUCCUGCCCAGAAGUGCCGCUUUCAGAGCCUGGAGUUGAUGAAGUAUCUCAAGCUAAUGGAAAACUCCUUAGAGAUAAAACCCCUCUCGUGGCCUUUGUCAAUAUGCUGUUUGAGACAGAGUGUGAUAUGCAGAAACUGAAAAUGCCCGGCCGAUUUCUGUCCCUCCUUUUCCUGCCUGUGUGCAUCUCUGCCUGAUUCGGACGAUGUGAUAAUUCAGAGAGACGGCGCCGUCCAAGCCUUCCUUCUACGGGACCCGUCCGGCCCAGGACGGGAGGCGCAGAGCCCGGGAUGGCCAGUCAGCCACCAGAAGAGGCGGCCGAGUCUCAGGUCUCAGACGAGCUGGAGUGUAAGAUUUGCUACAACCGGUACAACCUGAAACAGAGGAAGCCCAAGGUGCUGGAGUGCUGCCACCGCGUGUGUGCCAAAUGCCUGUGCAAGAUCAUCGACCUCGGGGACUCCCCGCACGGCGUCAUCGUCUGCCCUUUCUGCAGGUUCGAGACAUGCCUGCCGGAUGAUGAAGUCAGCAGCCUGCCCGACGACAACAACAUCCUGCUGAACCUGACCUGCAGCGGUGGCAAAGGCAAGAAGUGCCUGCCCGAGAACCCCACUGAGCUGUUGCUGACCCCCAAGCGGCUGGCCUCACUGGUCAGCCCUUCCCACGCGUCCUCCAACUGCCUGGUCAUCACCAUCAUGGAGGUGCAGCGGGAGAGCUCGCCCUCGCUCAGCUCCACGCCCGUGGUCGAGUUCUACCGGCCCUCCAGCUUCGACUCGGUGACCACCGCUGUGUCGCACAACUGGACCAUGUGGAACUGCACGUCCCUGGUCUUUCAGACGUCCAUCCGGGUGCUGGUGUGGUUGCUGGGCUUGCUGUACUUCAGCUCGCUGCCCUUGGGCAUCUACUUACUGGUCUCCAAGAAGGUCACGUUGGGGGUUGUCUUCGUCAGCCUGGUCCCCUCUAGCCUUGUCAUCCUGAUGGUGUACGGCUUCUGCCAGUGCGUCUGCCACGAAUUCCUAGACUGUCUGGCACCGUCCUCUUAAGUGAGAUGGGUGCGCCGAGAAGUCAGGCACCUCUUGCCACGUGUCAAGUUAGGUCACUUAGCCUUUGUUUUCUAUCACAGUCUCUGUGAUCGGCGCCCACGGCGUGAACAGAGCCACUGGGCAUAUGUCUGUGGUCUGUUUUCCAUCCAGAUGUUGACUCGAUGGGUUUUCCUGUAUGCUGGAAGUAACAUGUUCGUUUCUACUUACAUGUUAGCAAAAAAGAGACAGGGAUCAGCUCAGCCUUCUAGCGCUUUUCUACUGAGUCUUCCCAGAGACAGGGCAGCCGCCACGCAGAGCUGCUAGACGGACCCCAGGGCCCGACGUGUUGUGCUGUGGCGGCCAGUGUCUUUGUGGAUGGUUAGGCAUGAACUGGUUCCUCUUCUCAUCAUCUUAGCCUGGGAUGGAGGGUAGACCCAAGAGAGGGGCAGCCCCAGGGCACACCCAUUUGCACAGUGCACACCCCUGCCCCUGGCCCACAGUUGGCACUUCCCUGGAUCCUCUCCAGCUCAGAUGUUGGUCCCUCCGUGCAUGGUACUUGCCAAGAGGAACCCGGCCUCUUGCGUGGUUUCAGCUAUGUGCCUGUUUUGUCACGUUACUAUAGAGAGUUUAAAACGCCGGGAAAUCUGCAUCAGUAAACCUCAAAGCAGAAUGUGGCCACUCGUUUUGGACACACACCCUUUUUUUUUUCCUCCAUGUUUAUUUUCUGCUCUCCAGCUUUCUCUGAAAUUCUCUCAGAGCAGUUGUUGUUCGUGGAGAUCCAAUUUGAGCUUUUCCUUCAAGCUUUUUAGUUUAGUUUCUUCUUUUUUACACCACAUUGUUCAUUCAGCACCAUCCUUUAUCCUGGAUGGGGUUCCAUUUAAAUUAGUUGCUGUAACUAUAUGUGGAUUUUGAUUAUUUUUUUCCCAUUUCAUUUUAAAUUCUCGUAUGGACUCACUUAACUUAAUCCUGUAACAAUUUGGCGUAAAUUGUGGCAGUGAAGACCCAGGAACAGUUCAGGAGCUGUUCCAGCUCAUGGUUUGAUAUGCCGAGAACCUAAGUAUUUUGCUGUGUUCUAUUGAGCUGUACCAAAAUAUAAUGGUUUAGGUUUAUGUGCAGUAGCUCAGGCAAAAGGAUGGGCAAGAGAGAUGUCAAGCUGAUGCCCUUCCAGGGAGUAUAUAAAAUGGAAGGGCAGCCUGCAGUCUCCCAUAUUGCCAUCCCUGUUAAGUCCCUUUUAGAAUGGAUUCAAGUUCUCAUGCAGUUUAUUUCAAAUAAAAGCAUAAGCUUAUGUGACUUGAGUUAAUGAACUUCUUUUCAUGAGGUAGGGGACAUUGAAUGUAUAUAUUUACAAGAAGAAAUUGGUUAGCAGACUUUAGGUUUGAGGGAAUAGAAUGCCCACAGAAAGUAGGC